Molecule: messenger RNA, 1475 nt
Organism: Cynocephalus volans (Philippine flying lemur)
Lineage: Eukaryota; Metazoa; Chordata; Mammalia; Dermoptera; Cynocephalidae
Gene: STX2
Product: syntaxin 2
Exons: 10
Coding region: 114-977 (287 amino acids)
Biological process (GO): synaptic vesicle fusion to presynaptic active zone membrane; exocytosis; intracellular protein transport
Cellular component (GO): endomembrane system; synaptic vesicle; presynaptic active zone membrane
Molecular function (GO): SNAP receptor activity; SNARE binding
Source: RefSeq, a predicted model, not a curated record
CCGUGGCAGCAGCAGCCCCGAGGGCAGGGCGGUGGGAGCGGAGCUGGCACUGCGGCGGCUGAGGCGGCGCCCGGCAGGCCUGAGCGGCGGGGUACGCCGCCCGGCCGGCGGGGAUGCGGGACCGUUUGCCGGACCUGACGGCGUGUAGGAAAAAUGAUGAUGGAGACAUAACUAUUGUUGUUGAAAAGGACCAUUUUAUGGAUGAUUUCUUCCAUCAGGUUGAGGAGAUUAGAAACAGUAUAGCUAAAAUAGCUCAAUAUGUUGAAGAUGUAAAGAAAAACCACAGCAUCAUUCUUUCUGCACCAAAUCCAGAAGGAAAAAUAAAAGAAGAGCUUGAAGAUUUGAACAAAGAAAUCAAGAAAACUGCUAAUAAAGUUCGAGCCACGUUAAAGUCUAUUGAACAAAGUUUUGAUAAGGAUGAGAGUGGGAACCGAACUUCAGUGGAUCUUCGGAUACGACGAACCCAGCAUUCAGUACUAUCUCGCAAGUUUGUGGAAGUCAUGACAGGAUAUAAUGAAGCACAGACACUAUUUCGGGAGCGAAGCAAAGGACGUAUACAGCGUCAGCUAGAAAUAACUGGAAGGACCACCACUGACGAUGAGCUGGAAGAGAUGCUGGAGAGCGGGAAGCCCUCCAUCUUCACGUCCGACAUUAUAUCAGAUUCACAAAUUACUAGACAAGCUCUCAAUGAAAUUGAGUCUCGUCACAAAGACAUUAUGAAGCUGGAGACCAGUAUCCGAGAGUUGCAUGAAAUGUUCAUGGAUAUGGCUAUGUUUGUUGAGACUCAGGGGGAAAUGAUCAACAACAUAGAAAAAAAUGUUAUGAAUGCUGCAGACUAUGUAGAACAUGCUAAAGAAGAAACUAAAAAAGCUAUUAAAUAUCAGAGCAAAGCAAGAAGGAAAAUGAUGAUCAUUAUUAUUUGUGUAAUUAUUUUGCUUGUGAUCCUUGGAAUUAUCCUAGCAACAACAUUGUCAUAGCAAUCAUAUCCCAAGAGCUAUUUAUCCUUGGAGACUCAAACCACAUCUGCAGCAAAUCAACAUCCUCUCAUUUCACGAAUGAAUCCUAGACAUUGUGACAUGGCAUUGAGUGCUGAUUUCUCUAUUAGCAAAGUCAAGGAGAAAGCACAACAGAAUGUAUUGUUCAGUGGAAGCACCGUAAGCAGAAUAUGGAUGUGUUGAGUUAACCCAGAUAUCCUUGGACUCUUAAGUGACACACCACAGAAAUUUAACAAUGUGAACUUUGUUUCAGUGGCCUUGAAAUGAGGAAUUAUUGGAAAUUUCAAUUUUUAAAAAUAUUUCAGUGUUAAAUACGUAUGUGAAGUUUAAUUAGGAAUACUUUAUGUUAUGAAGCUAUUAGAUUUCAGGUCUAAGACUUUUCUCCCCUUCUCCCAGCUAAUAUAUGCUGAUUAACAGAGAGACUUUUUGUACUAUGUUUAAUUUGUUUUUAUUUCUUGUUUGCAGAAAUAAUUUUUAUAA